CGCUGGCAGUGUGAACGCAGCGUUAUACAGAACAGUUAAUACCAUACCAUGUGGUUCAUUUAGCUCUAUAUGUUCCAGUAUUGUAGUGUUUUUGAGAACAUUGUAUUGUCCAUUCAACUCAUGCUCUUUAAACAGUAUUGAAGGAGUUGCUGGAUGCUUGUGCCUGCUUUUCCUUCAUAUCCACUUCAACUCAUGCAUUUAAAAUGAACUAUAUUGCAUUUAAGCCUUUAGAUCAAGUGCUCUUUAAGAUAAAACUUAUAGUAUCAGAUGUGUUCAAUCUUUUGACCUGCUUCUGCAUGCCUUUUAUCAGAGAAGACCAUCCCAGUCAAUCUCGAGCAUGUAAAUUCGGUCUUCUGUGGAGUCAAAUUCCAGCAGACGUCAGAGGAACUCCAACGUGCCACAUAACGGGACAAAGUGCGGCACUUUCCGCCUCUCGUUGGCUGUUUGGCAGUCGGGUUACCCUCAUCGUGAUGAGGAAAAAUCUCUUAAAUGAUCUUUAAAGCGUUAACGGGCAUUACACAGAGAGACGCAGACGUGAACUUUCUUCAGAUUCGCCGAUAAUAGCGUGCGCGCGCGCGCUUCGCGCGCAUGAAAUGGACCAUUUAACUCGUUUGAUAAUUGUGUCGCACUUUUGGGGGACUUUUUCCUUUUCUUUCAAGCAUAGGGUGAAAUUACAUUGUUGAAAGGCUUCUUAUAUGUUGACUGUUAUUUGGCAGGUUUGACAUCUAAUAAUUCAUAUUUAUUUAGGAUUGGAACCGGCGGCGUCGGCUUCACGUGCACGCGCACGGGUGGCCCAUCCGAGUUUUACCGGGUUUUGAGCACAUGUUUGGAGUUUAACUAACUUACACUAGUACUACCGUCGAUGAAGCGGCUUUAAAGCAUCAUGAUGUUCGCAGGUAUGAUCAAGGUGGAGAGUAAUUCAACCCAAAAGACUGACAACGACCCCAAGUGUCAACGGUGCUCCGCGAGGGCAGGUGGUGCGAGCACAGCCACAGUGUCCGGAAGCUAUCGCAGAAGAAGUUUCAUUUGGCCGGGAUACAUGCAAGCGGACGCUGCUGUUGGUUUGGCUCUCGAGAUGCCAUGUGAUUCCAACAAACAUUCCAUUACCCCCAUUUGUGGCCCGUCCACUAGUGAGAACACUCAAAAGGGUGCUUCUGAUAUGCCAAGCAACUCCAGUGAGAAAUGGCUGAAAGAGGUCUUUCAGAAAGACAACUCUUCGAAUGACCAUAAUUCAUCCAAAACUUGCUGUUUACGUGACGUCCAAUCUGAAGACACUUCUAGAACAGUCCCGUCACGAGAAGUUUUCAAUUCAAGCUUUAGUUUCAUUCAAAAGUCGCUAGAAACAAGUGAUUUAUUACAUGAUACAAGCACAAGUAAGUCUUCAUCAUUCCCAUUUGUAAACAAACCAUUUGAUUCGACUUCAUGGGACCAAUUAAGAUCUGAACUGUCCUGCUCAGAUCCUUUAAAACCUCAAACUGUUUCCGUCAAUAAGUUUAAAGAGGAUUCGUUUAGCCAUUCAGAGAUUAACCCUGUGCCGCUUAGCCAACCAGAAUCGGAGGUUUUCACAUUAGGCCAACUGUCAAUUAGUCAGUCGGUGAAACGGAAAGGGCUCUUAUUGGACAAAGCGUUGUGGCUAGGGGACUUGGACAUGUCCUGGCGUCAACGGGACAGACAGAUCUCGUCCGUGACGUCUGACUUGAAAGAAAGCAUCCAGGACUCGGACUCUGGCUCUCUGGACACUGAGGUCACGUCCUUGCUCUCGGUUGAUUCGUCCGACUCGGGCUCGUCCGUCACCUCUGGCUAUGACAGCGCAUCCCCCUCGUCCGGCCAGAGCCGAGGUGGCCUCAUGAAGAAGUAUGAAAAUGUUCUACAAGACUGUCUGCAGAGCAACCGCACAAACACCAAGAUUGAGUCCAUAAUGCUGAAACUACAGAGAUUACAGCACAAAGCAGCACUGGAUGAUGACUAUGAUACAGCUGAGCAUUUUGGAAAGAAGCUAGAGGAUCUGCGGCGAGAGAGAGCGACUCUUAAACCCGGACUUCCGUCCAGACAUCCUGAAUUCUGUGGCUUUCUGGAGCGCCUCAGGACAGCAGUGCAGAGGACCCUCCAGAUGACAGACAACUGCAGGCUAAAUGGAGAAUCGAGUGAAGAUCAGGGACGUUCAUCCGACUGUCGUCACCAACCACAAACACAGGAGCAGCUGGUACAGGAGAAACUAAGGAUUCAGAUGGAGAUGUGUGAACUCCAGCGGCGUUUAGAGGAGCUUCAGGUGCAGAGCAGAGCUGUGGAGGUCCAGCUGCUCCAGGAGGAACGGGGACUGGAGGUGGAGGAGGCGGAGGGGUCUGUGGUCACCGGCUGUGAUGCGGUUCAGCUGCGGCUGAUUGGUCGAGCUCUGGAGGACAUGAUGACAUCAGAGAACCGCGCUCGGAUCAGUAUGCAUCCACCAGCGCAGAUCAUCAGACUACAAGAACAGGAGCGAGCUCUUAGUUUAACCAUUAAAGAAGCAACAGCUAAAGUGGUGAUGAGUCGGAGGUUGGGCAGCGAUCUGAGGCGUAAACUCGGUGAGAGUGAAACACAGCUGUUGGCCCUCCAUGAGGCGAAGCUCACGGCCAUCUCAGGAAAUGACUUCAGCACUGCGAAGGACCUGAAGGCAGAAAUCAGGAGCAUGUACAGUGAGAGAGAUUGUCUGGAGGGGCAGCUGAGGAAACUGAAGAGCAUCAGCACAGGAAGUGGACCAGAUCUGACCCGCAUGAAGCACCAACACAACCAGAUCAAACUGGAGCUGCAGCAGAGAGAGCAGCAGUACGAACACCGUUUAAAAGAAAACACCUUGAAGUACAUUGAGCUUCUUGAGGAUCGCCUUCACAGUAUUUGUGGAAGUACAGCACUGGAGCACAUUUUGGAAGCAGAUUUGGAAGCUUGCCACCUUAUCCUAAGAGGUCUCGAGCAGUGCAUGCCCAGCCUCCCAGAGAGCGAUGAUCUCCUCCCUUCACCAGGAUCAAGUUUAAGUGCCCUGACAUUCAUCAAAGGAGAAGCGGACUGCGCCAUGUUGACUGCUUUAGGGGGGUGCUGGUGUCCUGAUGCUGACCUACAGCACUCUGAGUUUACUAAGAAAUUAGAGGAGUUCCUGUUCUGUUUUGAGGACAGUUCAACUGAGGAUCUGUGUGGUGAAGUGUUAGACCUGACGGAGCGAUGUGAACUCAUCGGUGACAGACUGCGUCACCUGGAAGACCAGCUCCAGACCGCCAUUGACAACCACGACAAGGACCUCACUCUGUCCAUUGAGAAGGAAGUUCAGGGGCUGAAGGCCACUCUUCAGUCCAUGCUGUCACAGUUGAUGGAGGAUGAAGAGGAGGAUGAAGACAAGUUUUGUGACGUAGAGGAAGAACGGUUUAAGGAGGAGGACAUAGAAGAGGAGCAUUACUUCAGUGACAGCUGGGAGAUUUAAGAUAGACUUAAAUGUUUUCAUGCCCUGGUGAGAUGCCCUGUGGAGUCCAGUGUCUCUGAGACGUGUAUGCAUGCGUCAAUGGUGUGAAACUCCACAUUCCUGUAAUCUCAUCUUCACUGUGUUGUAGCAUUUACUGUAGCAGUGGACAUUUUUAUUAAGUUCUUGGGAGUUCACAAAGUGUCCUUGAUUAUGCAACAUGUUUUCUGCUGAGGUUUCCUACCACUGGAAAAUCUUUGAAAAGUGAAGCCCUUUAUUUAUUCGUCUGUAUCUGUGAAUAUGCACAAAAAAAAUAAUAAUAAAAAAAAAUGCAUGUCACAUUUCACCCUAAAAUAAAUGCAUUUUUAGGACCACUAAUACGUUUUUAUUGUGACAUUAUUUUUAUAACAAUUAAGCACC
Molecule: messenger RNA, 3844 nt
Organism: Xyrauchen texanus (razorback sucker)
Lineage: Eukaryota; Metazoa; Chordata; Actinopteri; Cypriniformes; Catostomidae
Product: disrupted in schizophrenia 1 protein-like
Exons: 14
Coding region: 884-3448 (854 amino acids)
Biological process (GO): neuron migration; cilium assembly
Cellular component (GO): intermediate filament cytoskeleton; centrosome; mitochondrion
Source: RefSeq, a predicted model, not a curated record